This is a messenger RNA of Centropristis striata (black sea bass), 1281 nucleotides long. RefSeq names its product CUB and zona pellucida-like domain-containing protein 1. The record is from RefSeq and is a predicted model, not a curated record. The coding region runs from base 1 to 876 and encodes 291 amino acids. Lineage: Eukaryota; Metazoa; Chordata; Actinopteri; Perciformes; Serranidae. The transcript has 5 exons.
AUGCAUGGUCAAAAGUGUGGGAAGUGUGGGGAAAUACUCCCCACUAGAGAGACAAAAACGAGGGAGGAGGAUGAAGACAACAUCAUCUUCAAGAACAAGAUCACAUCUGCUGACCCAAAUGAAGUCAUUUCCAGACAGCAUGAUGUCGACAUAGCCUUUUCCUGCGUCUAUCCCAAGAUAACCAACCUGACUUUGGGAUUCAAGCACAAGAACCCAUACGCCUUCUCAGAGAAGGGCUUCGGUGCUUUCACCUUCCAGUUUGAAUUCUUUGAGAGCCAGCGCUUCAGAACACAAGUUGAUGCCAGCACUUACCCGGUGGAUGUGUACCUCAAACAGAUGAUGUUCAUGCAGAUCGAAGCAACAACCUCCAUCCCAAACACAGUGCUGUUUGUAGAGUCCUGUAAGGCCACGCCGUAUGACAACCCAAACUCUCGCAUCAGCUACACCAUCAUCGAACACGGGUGUGCAAGAGACAACACAGUGCAAAUCUACCCGAGCUCCAGAACUCAAUUCAGAUUUGGAAUUGAAGCUUUUGAGUUUAUCGGCGCUCAUGAUGAGGUGUACAUCACUUGCUCGGUCAUGCUGUGUGAGAAUGGUGCUUCCGGGACCAGGUGCUCUCGGGGAUGCGUCCAGUCCGGCUCAGAGCACCAUCGCAGGAGAAGAGAAGCUGUGGCCGAGACUUCCAGACACUCAAUUUCCCAGGGUCCUUUGCACCUGGUUAAAACUUCUGACAACCAAGUGUCUCGGCCAAGCCUGAAUUUGGGCCUGAACCUGAUCUUCAUUGUCGGCUGCCUCCUGGCGUGUGGAGUGGUGAUCUACCGAUCAAGGAGGUCCAAAGCUAACUACCAACAGCUGCCAACCUCUGAGACCGACUGAGGACAGAGGCGAAGUCUUGAUCCACGACACUUCUGCUAUAGUCUGGGUUUUUUGUUUCUUUUUGGGGUGGUGGUUUGAGUUCAAAAAGAUGUAAAGUUCAUAGAGUGUGCAGUGAGUGAAUGGAAUAUUUUGGGGGAAAAAAUCUUAGUGUAGAAUGAAUAUAUACAGACUUCCUAUGAAUAUUAUUUUUGAGGCUUUUGGUAAAGCAUUACAGUCAUUUUAAAAUGUUUCUCACACUGUUACUGACAAAUUGUAUUACUGACAAAUUAUACUUUACGUAAAUAAAAGUACUUUCACACUGACUCAACUAAUGUAAAAGUCCUGCAUUCAAAGGCUUACUUGAGUAAAAAUACAAAAGUAUCAGCAUCAAAAUGUACUUCAAGUAUCAAAAUUAAAAUUACUCAU